Molecule: messenger RNA, 805 nt
Organism: Bradysia coprophila
Lineage: Eukaryota; Metazoa; Arthropoda; Insecta; Diptera; Sciaridae
Product: odorant-binding protein 47-like
Source: RefSeq, a predicted model, not a curated record
CUUAUUGUAUAUAAAAGCGCCAAGUCGGCAGCAAAAUAUAGUUCACAUUCAAACGAAAUUCUAUUCUCAACUUGAUUAUUGUUAGUUGGAGAACAACAAUGGUAAAAGUCUAUUCUGUUGUCGCCCUAACGACGCUAUGGAUGGUGUGGUGUACAGUGGGAGCAGACCCUCCGGAAUGUCGAGGCCGUCCACAUCGAAACGGGUCAACGACGGAUUGUUGCAAUGUUAAUUUAAGCCCAGAACAGGUGGAAUGUGCUCGAAAAAUCAAAGAAAAAUGGAUGGAAAAGCGGAACUCAUCCGACAAGGAAAAUGUUGAUAUGAGUGAUGUUGGGUGCACAUCGGAUUGCAUUUUUACCACAGACAUCGUUACAUCAGAUAAUGAAAUAAUUACCGAAGAAGUCAAACCAGCUCUAGACAAAAUUUUGGAAGGACCUGAAUGGCAAUCAUUAUCACCGACGAUGAUAGAAACGUGCAAAAAUCGCGCUGUACAAGGAUCUGGAGGGCGUAAGGGACACGCCGGUCAUUGUAAUAUGGUCAAGGAAAAGUUUCUCUUUUGUAUCAAUGAACAGAUCAUCGAACACUGUCCCGAUUCGUUGUGGAAGAACGAUGAGGAAUGUAAUAAGGCUCGAACAUAUUUGAAAAAUUGCCCAUAUGAGAAACGAUUCGGAGGAAAACGGGGACAACAGGAAGAACAAUAAAGAAACAGGAAUAAAAACUGUGUAACCAUUUGAAAAUUGACAUUAGACUUGAAUAAAUGUGUUUCUGUUAUUAGUUGAGCUGAAUUGAAUAUAACUUGCUAGAAAAA